AUGUCGUUAAACUGCUUGGCGCUAAUGAAUGGUUCCAUAACCAUUCCACAGCACAACAGUUCAAUUCGCCAGCAUAUCAUUUACAUACCUAAUAUCAGAUACUUUUUCUCCACGGUGCUGCAGUUUCAACUGUAUCGCAGCAUGUGCCGUGCCGCCGGCCAGUAUGUGCCCAACGAUCCGCGAAAGCCGCUCCACAAAUGCGACAUCUAUCGGCAGCCAGCCGCAGGCAAUCUAUUAAAACAACUGAUGGCCAAAGGGGCUUCCCAGCCCUGGCAAGAGGUUCUACAGGAAACCCUAGGCGAGGGUCGUCUGGAUGGCAGUGCUCUACGGGAAUACUUUGCACCGCUCGAGGAAUGGCUACGCCAGGAGGCCUUGCGCACCAACGAGUAUGUGGGCUGGAAUUACGAUGGGGAUUACUGCAAGCGCAGCAUCGAGACAGCCGGACUCCAGAUCUUUGGUGGCUAUUACAAUGCUGCAGCGGGUCCGCUGGUCAGUCUAGUGUUACUUGGCCUAUGCAGCUGGCUGAGCUCUUCUCUAAUAUAAGAGAGCAUAUCUGUAAAAUAUAUAAAUCUGAAUA
This is a messenger RNA of Drosophila navojoa, 577 nucleotides long. It is a transcript of the gene Ance-3, whose product is annotated as angiotensin-converting enzyme Ance-3. The record is from RefSeq and is a predicted model, not a curated record. Gene Ontology annotation, cellular component: plasma membrane. Gene Ontology annotation, molecular function: metallopeptidase activity; peptidyl-dipeptidase activity. Gene Ontology annotation, biological process: proteolysis. Lineage: Eukaryota; Metazoa; Arthropoda; Insecta; Diptera; Drosophilidae.